Messenger RNA from Mycena citricolor, 856 nucleotides. The record is from the annotation of a GenBank genome assembly. NCBI's taxonomy places the organism in Eukaryota, Fungi, Basidiomycota, Agaricomycetes, Agaricales, Mycenaceae.
CUUGAUGUGAUCGCGCACGACGACCAUGUCCAGUGCAUCCUCUUCGCCCGACAUCUUCGCCGACAAUCCAUACGCGAACAACCCCAGUCUCACGCCUGCCGAGUCGGAAGUUCUGUGGGAGUAUGCGAAACUGGCACAACAUCUACGUAUGCUGAAAGUCAAGACGAGAUCUCUAACGGAACAACCGGACGCUUUACUGCUGGAACGCCUGCGGCAAGUUGAGAAGAAGAUGGGUCUGAUCUUGACACUGUUCAAGGCCUCUGUAUGGGGUGUAAUCAACGAACAGAACGUCGCUAACUCUGCCGACCUGACAAGCGACAGUUUGCGAUGACUUUUCCGAGCAAGCGUUUCAUUGUAGCGUUAAUACAUCUGUACUGUACUUUACACUUUCAUCCCUCCCAGACGGCCAGUCAAUGCCGACACAUUGUCAACCUCCCAAAUGACCAGAUUACCAUCCACACCGCUGGUGCUGACCUUGGUGACUUGCUCGCCACUGUAUUCGUACGGGCGAACGCUGGUGAUGGUGUUCUGAUGCACAGUUGCCAAUUUCGUGUCCUGAGAGCCGCUUCCAGUCUGGCCACGCGAGUCAGCGUCACGGAAGGUCGAGAACGCGGCCGAGUUGAGGCGGCCAACGCCUCCGGAGCGAGUGUUCGCAGCCUUCCCAGACGUAUUGUCGUCGAGACUGCCCACAUUCUGCCACCCGUCCUGCGAUCCAGAGAAAACCAGGGGCUGGCAGUCGUGACCCGCAGCGACGAUGCUGUUUUCUCCGGUCCAGGUCAGAGUCACCAGAGGGAGGGACGGCAUCCGGAUGCUGUACACAGCCGGUCCGCCCGGGUACGCGAUGCUAAUGGAGCUG